Messenger RNA from Penaeus indicus, 960 nucleotides. RefSeq names its product carbonic anhydrase-related protein 10-like. Gene Ontology annotation, molecular function: zinc ion binding; carbonate dehydratase activity. The transcript has 7 exons. Bases 1 to 960 code for a protein of 319 amino acids. The record is from RefSeq and is a predicted model, not a curated record. Lineage: Eukaryota; Metazoa; Arthropoda; Malacostraca; Decapoda; Penaeidae.
AUGAUCUUGGUAAGCGGGGUCCUCAACAACACAGGCCACAGCGUCGUGUUCACAGUCGACGAGGACACCGAAGAUCCUGGUGUCCCUGGCGCACAAGGAACACUAACGGGGUCCAUGGGCGUUCCUCUGGGCGGUCCCAUGGGCGGGGGGAUGGGCGGAACGAUGGGCGGUUCCAUGGGCCACGGCCUCGGCUCUCAGAUGGGCGUGUCUGAAGAGGAGAAUCUGUUCCCCCACCCGAAUCGUCGACACAGAAACGCCCCUUUGAACAUCACUGGUGGUCCUCUCUCCUACAGAUAUAGGAUACAGAUCUAUGGCUACAACUCACAGCUGUUCAGUAACUUCUCCGACGCCGUGUCCAGAGCUCACGGUAUCGUCGCUAUCUGCAUCAUGAUACAGGUCUCGACCCAAGGGAACCCUGAACUGCGGAUUCUGACGGAUGCCAUGGAGAAGAUUCGAUACGCUGGCAGUUGGGCUCCUGUCGAGCGUCUGUCUGUCCGUGGCUUGCUGCCCUCGACGGAGAACUACAUGACCUAUGAAGGCUCCCUAACACAGCCUCCGUGCCAUGAAACCGUAACCUGGGUUGUUCUCAAUAAGCCGAUCUAUAUUACUAAACAACAGUUACACGUCCUCCGGAAACUGCACCAAGGCACCAAGGCAUCUCCCAAGGCUAAGAUGGUCAACAACUUCAGGCCAAUACAGCAGAUGUACCACCGGCCUCUUCGCACUAACAUCGACUUCACGAAUGGACGUCAACUCAACUGCCCGUCGAUGGCAAGGCAGAUGUACUAUACUGGAAGAACACAGCUGUUCUCACUCUGCAUUGCGAUAGCAGGCCGGAGGAGUAUCCCGGCUUUGGAUUAUCCUGUACCCUUUCAGCUUGACCGUAGGCUUAAGGUGAAGCCCAGUUCAGCAAUAAAUGUUGUUAACAUGCGGAAUAAAGUAGAAAAUGCCUGGACGUGA